Molecule: messenger RNA, 240 nt
Organism: Dentiscutata erythropus
Lineage: Eukaryota; Fungi; Glomeromycota; Glomeromycetes; Diversisporales; Gigasporaceae
Source: the annotation of a GenBank genome assembly
AUGCAACAAAUCGCUUCGCAAAGACAACAAAGAAAACAAGUCAAGCAACGUCGAAAGCAUUUCAAUAACAACACCGAAAGAACGGCACCUAACCCGAACGAUGUAACAAGAACUACGAACGAAUGGAAUCACACUUUCCGGAAUUCCCAAGAAAGCCUUUCACAGUACCAUAAACGAAGAACCGGACGCGACGAUUCCAGUAACGAUGGUAACGAUGACACCAGAACGACGGCACAGUAA